UUAAGUCCAUAACAAACCAGUCACGCAAAUAAAGAGGACAGACACGACUCUCCCGCGGGCAAACCACCGAAACCGUUCACCACAGGUGUUUAUAUCCUCUGGACCUGGGUUAAUUCACCUUUUAUUCCUCGUGGCAGAUAAAACUGGGCGAAAUUUUGAAAAGUCGCUUCUACACCGAUGGGAUUUGGCAAUGGCUUCUACGUCAGCAUCAACAGAAGAACUAGUCAUGGCAUCUGAGUCAGAGCUCCCGCGCGUUGCAUGCAUCGAGGCCUGGAAGUCGAAGGCGGGGCCGGUGCGGAGGAACCUCUUCGGCUCCGUUAACCACCAGCAGCUCCAGCGUGACUUCCAGCGGCUGCUCUGCAUGGGCGUGGAGGAGGCCAACAAGCGCUGGAACUUUGACUUCCAGAGCGACAGGCCCGGAAACGGCUCCAGCAUCGAGUGGACGGAGCUCAGGCGCCAAGACGUCCCGGCGUUUUACCACAGCUGCACGGUGCGGCCGGUGGAGCAGGCCACACCCGAGGUGACGCAGGGCUUGAGGCGGCCGUCACCUUCGUCGGCCGAGGGUUCUCCCAUGUCCAGCAGCUCAUCGGGGUCUGGAGAUGAGUACCUGGAAGUGACCGCGAGGGGUUGCUUUCGGCUUAAGCGUUCGAGGAGACGCGGUCAGCCUGCCAUCACAGAUUUCUUCAAGGUGAAGAAGAGGCGGCUUCUGCAUUACAAAGCAUCUUCUCGGCAGUAGAGAAGCACAACAGCACCAAGUGGAAGAUCACUGAGUGGUCAACAUCCCACUACCUACACAUCACCUCGAAAAAAUUAUUUGUAUAUAUGUAGCAAUUUGUAUGAGACUGUCCACAAGCUCACACAAGCUUGGGCUUCAAGCCUUUUACACACCUUUAAUUUUCAGCACAAGGAAGCUACGUUUUUACCCGGUUAAUCAACCUAAUAUUUUAGAGACUAUUGUUGUGAAUAAGUAUUAUAUAUACUGUAUAUUCUGUAUUCUGUUUUCUUCAGCUUUUGACCAUACUGUGAAAUAAUUUUGAAUGCGCUCAUUCAGAAUCCUACAACCUUAAAGGGGCUCACGUUCCAAGAGGUUAACUGUCUUUAACCUCGGUCUUUGACCCCGUUUUUCUCUCCUUUGCUCUAAGUCGUUAGAGGUUUUAACCCGAGCAGUUCCUAGACCUGGUGUGCGCACCACACAUACAUUUUAGUUUCUAUCCAAGGCACUACAAGCCUGAGUUGAACCCAGGGUCAAAACCUCACUUGGAGUUCAGAAUGCGGCAGCGCGAUUGCAAUUACCUCCAAGUCGAAGGUUAGAAAAGAAGAAGUUGACUCUGGAGGUAAUCUGGUGGUAAAACAGAGACUUAAAAUUUGAGUAAUAAUAAUAAUUUUUCUUAUUUAUUUAAUUUUAAAUGUGCUGGAUCCUCAUCUAAAAAGAAAAAAAAAUUGUAAAAUUAAAGACACCGCCCCUAAAUAAUGCAUUAGACUAUGAGUCAUGGUCCAUGUACAAAGUUUCCAGUUAAAAGUGCCAGCCAUACAGAGGAAACGCCAUCACAAAAAAACAAAAUAAUGCCUUAACUACAAUAUAUUCUGUUUUUAUUUUGUAUUUGUUGCAUAAUGGGGUUGUAAAAAUCUUUCUAGCAACAGAGUGAAACACACCAUGAGUGGUGGUUUCAGUCGGCUUCAUGCUUUUGAUAAUGUAGCGUUCUCUACUUGUCUUCAUGUGAUGUUCGGCUUAUCUGUUUUAAAUACGCCUCUUUUUAUUUUCCAUGAAGGGAACGUUGUGUUUAAUCACUGUGUUGCAGCUCAAAGGAAUCCAAUCUUUUUUUUGUUUGUUUUAAUUAAGUUUCUUCAUGAAGAUGGCAGCCGUGUCACGCCCUGUCCCUCUACAGUUUGCUUAACCGUUUUCAUUGUGCGUACUUGUGUGCUUUGGGGUUUUUCAUCAGUUUAAGGCUGGGGCAGCUGAAGCAGUUUAAUCAAACAACUAUUGUCAUUCAUUUGGAAAAAAACAAACAAAAAAUAGGUUGCUCACUUUUGGAGCAAUCAGCUAAAAGUAGAUCUUCAAGCACUUUAAAGACACUCUAUGUAGUAAUACCACUUCUGACCACAUGGGAGAACUUUAGCCAAGCUUUGGUCAGGUUGAAGUGGCGUCGUUACACUGAGUGCCUUUAAAAAUGUCAAAAUCCUGUUUUCCUCCUUUUUGAGAUUUGUCACUGCACAGUUGUCAUAUUUUCUACUACAAUAUAUAAAUAUGGCUUUAUAUGUAUGUAUAUAAAAAAAAUAUAAAUCUGGAUUCAUCCGCUUAUCCUACCUCAUCGAACAAAUAAAAAAAAAGUAAAAUAGUAAAGAAAAAAAGAGGAGAGGAAGCUUUUGUUGCCUCUCCAGCUCAUUUUCUCACUUUACUGUCAAACUUCCCCAGAAAAGGUAGAGCAGACAGUUGGGAAAAACAAAACUUUAAAUACAGAAACUAUUUUUUUAUCUCUCUAUAAACCAGCUGUCUUUGUCUCUGCAAAAAAAAUGGCCAUGAAAUCAGAUAAAUCUGAAGUCGUGACCAUAUUUAAAUCACAGAUUUAAACAGCAGAUGUGGCAGUUAAUAAUAUUUCACUCUUACAAGUUUAAUUUUGUCAACUUGCUUUUUUGUGUUUGUGUGUGCUUUCAAACUUUCAAAAUAGUCUAUAUUAACUUAUUGUCAGGUUUUGUUUGCUGUUUUUGUCAGGAAUUCAUGAUAAAAUCGCUAUUUUUGUUAUAAAUAACUAAUGGUGUUAUUUCUGAAUCUAUAUCUUUGCACUACUUUGAGCCUUGUGUUGACAAAACAACUAUUUUUGUAAAGUUAGAAGAUGCAUAUCUUGAAGUAGGACCUGAGACACUGUUGGAAGUAUUUUCUUACAUUCAAUUAGUUUCUUUCUGCUUCUUUGCCUCAUAAGUCUUUUUCAAAUUCACUGUCUUCCCCCACGAGAAAAAAAAAAAUCUGAUAAAGAAAAAACCGAACAUCACAACUUUCUUGGGAUCUCACUGUGCUUAAGCAAACUGCUAAUUCAACUGUCGCAGCUAUAUGAAAGUAUAGAUUUUGUUUUUACUCUGUAUGCAUGAAUGUAUAUUUUUAUACAGUUUGAAAUAUUUUCAUUGUAAUUUAAUACUGGUUUGUGUAUUCUUGGAGCAUUUAAGAAGUUGUCCGAGAUCAUACCCUCCAAUAAUAAUACUCAUGGAAAGUGAUUGCUGGGUUGUUGGUGCACUGUUGAAUUAAUGUUGAUUUCAGUGUGCUCAAACAAAUAAAAUGUUAAAUCUUGUU
Molecule: messenger RNA, 3283 nt
Organism: Cololabis saira (Pacific saury)
Lineage: Eukaryota; Metazoa; Chordata; Actinopteri; Beloniformes; Belonidae
Gene: cdkn1d
Product: cyclin-dependent kinase inhibitor 1D
Exons: 3
Coding region: 191-736 (181 amino acids)
Biological process (GO): signal transduction by p53 class mediator; regulation of mitotic cell cycle
Cellular component (GO): nucleus
Molecular function (GO): cyclin-dependent protein serine/threonine kinase inhibitor activity
Source: RefSeq, a predicted model, not a curated record